UUCUAGCCGUGUCUUGCCUCGCGAUCUCUGAUGGUGAUCUCUAACGAAGAGAUGAUAAAGCACCAGAGGUUGCACUGAAAGAAAUAAGAUUAAAUCAAUGAGCGCGUCAACCAAUUUGUGGCCACUAGAUGGCGCCCGGGCGCUACUCAUCAGGUCAAGUGUUUCUUCAGAAGAAGAAGCGUUUUCAGUCUGGAGACCGGACCAACAUGGCGGCCGUGUGGAGGCUUGUAAACAGGAGUGCAUUUAGCUCAGCGGCAAUGGGACAUCAAUACCUGUCGUUCAGCUCCGCAGCGAAGGUUGGCAUGAGAGCAGGUCAAACGCUCCCGGAGAGGGUAAAAAUCGUGGAGGUGGGACCCAGAGAUGGCCUUCAGAAUGAAAAGGCUAUCGUUCCAACAGAAACCAAAAUCCAUUUGAUUGACAUGCUGUCAGAGUCAGGUCUGUCAGUAGUAGAAGCCACCAGCUUCGUAUCACCCAAGUGGGUUCCACAAAUGGCGGACCAGGUGGAGGUGAUGAAGGGGAUCUGUAGGAAACCUGGGGUGUCUUACCCGGUCCUCACUCCCAACCUUAAGGGCUUCCAGGCUGCUGUGAAGGCUGGAGCCUCCGAGGUCGCCAUAUUUGGUGCUGCGUCCGAACUGUUCAGUCAUAAGAAUAUAAACUGCUCAGUGGACGAAAGUUUACGCCGCUUUGACGACGUCGUGAAAGCAGCGAAAGAGGUUGGCGUGCCAGUAAGAGGCUAUGUGUCUUGUGUUCUUGGCUGCCCAUACGAAGGCAAGGUUCACCCUGAAAAAGUUGCACAUGUAGCAAAGUGUCUGUACUCCAUGGGCUGCUAUGAGAUUUCCCUUGGCGACACUACUGGGGUGGGCACUCCAGGCAGCAUGCAGGAAAUGCUGAUAGCGGUGAGCCGCGAGGUGCCAAUCAACGCCCUGGCGGUGCACUGUCACGACACGUACGGGCAGGCCCUCGCUAAUAUCCUCGUAGCCUUGCAGAUGGGAGUGAGUGUGGUGGACUCUUCUGUUGCUGGGCUGGGCGGUUGCCCCUAUGCACAAGGUGCUUCUGGGAAUGUUGCGACAGAAGAUGUUGUCUACAUGCUCCAUGGACUUGGGAUUCAAACUGGAGUGGACCUCACCAGGCUGAUGGAUGCAGGAGCUUUCAUUUGUCGAAGUCUCAACAAGAAAACUGGUUCUAAAGUGGCACAGGCAGCCUGCAAACUGUAGGAAAGAAUUCAGUCCUGAGGACUUCCCCACUCUGCACUUUCAUCAGCACACAUAAACCCAAAACCAUCAAGUGUUCUCUUGCUCGCUCUCAAAUGUUCGUCUACCAGCCUUUUGACGUUUGUAUGAUGCUGAUGUGGAAGAAAUUCUCAUCUGUUUCCUUAAAUUCUCACUGUAUGAUAGUGGAGCCCCAACAGUGCCUUGGAUCGAGCCAGUCGAGUUAUACUAACUAUCGAAAGAAGCAGUACCUUCCUCCUUUGUUGUAUUUUCAAUGGUACUAUUCUGACUUUAUUCGCAGUUACAUCCAAUCUUCGAGUAAAAAUGUGUGAUGGAUCAGCUAACUGUUUAUGAAAUGUUUUGUUGGUCCUGAAAUCUGAAUUUCUAUUAUUUCAGCUGGCUUUUGAAAUAAAUCUGAAAUUUGGGAGUUUUUCAUUUUAUGCAGAAUUUAAAGUUUGUGUUUUCAAAAAUGUUGUAUUUGUGUACAUAGCAUUCUUGUGAAUGAUGGAAAUAAACACUUCUGGUCCACCA
Messenger RNA from Phyllopteryx taeniolatus (common seadragon), 1739 nucleotides. It is a transcript of the gene hmgcl, whose product is annotated as 3-hydroxy-3-methylglutaryl-CoA lyase. Gene Ontology annotation, biological process: L-leucine catabolic process; ketone body biosynthetic process. Lineage: Eukaryota; Metazoa; Chordata; Actinopteri; Syngnathiformes; Syngnathidae. The record is from RefSeq and is a predicted model, not a curated record. Gene Ontology annotation, molecular function: hydroxymethylglutaryl-CoA lyase activity. The transcript is spliced from 9 exons. The coding region runs from base 129 to 1214 and encodes 361 amino acids.